UCAGAAAAUCAAAUUUAACAUUCAAGGUUUUCUUCGUUGCUUGUGCGUGACCUUCACACUGAAAUAACAUUUGUAUCGCUUGGCUGAUCAGCUGUUCGCAUGUAAACAAUAUUCAUUGAUUUUGGUGCUUAGUGCGUAGAAUUGUUAUUUAGGCUACCAGGACAAGUUCAGUCACGUAAUCGAACACAGAGAGAAAUGUGCACGCUACAUAUAGAGGAGGAAACACAUUUAGCUGCCAUGAGCAGCAAAUCUCGCACGCGAACACCCAGUCCAAUGCCAAUGCGAAGGAUACAUUACGGCGAGUUGACAUUGUUCGACAUUAACUGGGAUGAUGUGCUAAUUCCAAAGAUAACUACCUACCUUUCGAUCAAGGACCUCUUUAAUUUACGCAGUUGCUCGCGCACAGCAUUACGCUUGGCAGAGGCCGCCCUGGAGAUACGCCCGGAGCUCCACUUGUCUGGCAAUAAUUCCCGAAAUAUAGAGCUCGGGUUCAAGGUCCUGUCCCGCUGCUGUCGUCGCCUUGAGCAUCUACACUUGGCCAGCUGCAAAUGGCUGACGGAUGAGCUUCUCCUGCCGCUGCUCAAAAAUAACAAACAACGCCUCAGUGCCGUCAAUCUCAACGAGUGCACCAACAUAACGGCGCUAUCGCUGCAGCCCAUUAUCGUACAGUGCAAGGAGUUGCGCAUCCUGAAGCUCUCCAAGUGCCAGUGGCUGACCACGGGGGCUGUGGACGCGCUCACCCUGCACCAGAGCAAACUGGUCGAAUUCGAUAUAUCACAUUGUGGCGCCAUUGGCGAACGCUGCCUCAUCAUCUUCUUUCGCAAGCUAAACAAGCUGACUAUCUUAUCGUUGGCCAACACGCCCAGCGUCACGGAUCAAGUGCUCAUACAAAUCGGCAACUACUGCCGUGAGCUGGAGCACAUUAAUCUGAUUGGAUGUGCUGCCAUUUCCGACUACGGAGUUCAUGCACUGACCAAGAGCUGCCCACACCUGCAGUCCCUAAUGGUGCAGCGUUGUCCUUUGGUAACGGAACGUGUUCUGGCUCCACUGCGCGGACGUCUGCACAUUGAUCGGCCGAUCAUGGGCUACAAUCUGCCCGCCAUACAGCAUCGCCUGUACCUGCAGGUCUGAGAUUACCUACUAAAUAUUAAUCCAACUAAUCUAGAGGCUAACGAGGCUAAUGACAAACGGGAGGCAUGCUGUCAACAUCUUUGUAAAUACGGACGCCAUUAAGUAGUUUAAUGCAAUUGUUUAGCUUAAGUUUACAGUUCUUAACAUUAAUUUAAGCUUAACAAAUAUCUGGACACUCUUCAACUUCUGCUGUAAU
This is a messenger RNA of Drosophila arizonae, 1327 nucleotides long. RefSeq names its product F-box and leucine rich repeat protein jetlag (gene jet). Gene Ontology annotation, cellular component: SCF ubiquitin ligase complex. NCBI's taxonomy places the organism in Eukaryota, Metazoa, Arthropoda, Insecta, Diptera, Drosophilidae. The record is from RefSeq and is a predicted model, not a curated record. Gene Ontology annotation, biological process: SCF-dependent proteasomal ubiquitin-dependent protein catabolic process.